AGUCACCAGAUCUCAAUCCAAUAGAGCACCGUUGAGAUGUGGUGGAACUGAAGAUUGACAUUAUGCAUGUGCAGCCAGCAAAGCUGUGCGAUGCUUUCAUGUCAAUAUGAAACAAAGUCUCUGAGGUGUCCAGCACCUUGUUUAAUCUGUGCCAUGAAGAAUUAAGGCAGCUCUGAAGGCAAAAAGGAGGUCCAGAGCUGUACUAGUAAGCUAAUAAAUACUUAAUAAAGUGGCCAGUGAGUGUACAUCUUAGUUGCUAGGCUUCCAGGUAGUAGACUUGAAUCUGCAUCUUUUCUCUUUUUCUUUGAUUCGUAUUUCUUAUGUGAGUGUCACUGUGGGUGUUUCUACCCAGCAGCUGCCUCUCCUAACAACAGCGAUUCAUUCUUGGCUCUAUUCAUUUUCACCAUUGUCAUCCACACACUGUGUCUGUGAGGCCCGCAUUUCUUCCACCAAAGGAUUUAAAGUAAUCCUGACAGUUGCUCGGUUACGGGAGGUGUUUUCUCACUGAGACCAAUGGCUGAAAGCGCUGCUAUUCCAUUGAUACUAAAUAGUGGCGAUUAUGAUGAUGGUGUGUGUCUUUGCCUGCCUUUCAGUCAGCAAAGGAUUUAGGCGGUGUGUUGGCUGCAGCGCGCUGCCCAAAAGAGAGAUUAUCAAAUUAAUUGAGUUAUUUAGGCGAGACAGAAGAUGUGACAGGCAUAUUGUGCCACAGUUAAUUGUUUGAGUUGGAUCAUUUUAAGCUCAGGUGAUUCUCCUUUUGUGCUGUGAAUAUUAUCCUCUUAGCAUGCUGCAUUCAGCCAUUUUCACUUGCUCUCUGAGUGAUUUCUUUUGUACUCAUUUAGUCUGACUGUCGAUGGCUCCGAUAUUUAAUUUAGAAAAAAGAAAAAACUGAUUUAAACAUCAUUGAAGCAGGCCUCACUUUAUACAAAAGAAUCAGCUUUCAGGCCAAAUCUGACACACGUGGCUUCAUAAAUAAACAGGCCUGUGUCAAUUAAUAGAGGAGGCGUAUUGAUCCUAAACACGUAAGCAUUCUCCAACAUAAAGCACACAAGUGUUUACAUUAUGUAGAUCACGCAUACCGCUGGUUCCCAGCACAGUAAAAGCGUGGUGAGGAUUGAGAGAUUACGUGGUGUUGGCAUUGGGAGGGAAGUGGGAGGUGCCAGCAACAUUUUCCAUUUUAAAAAAAAGAAGUGAAACCCAGCAGGGUAAUCGGAUUAAAAUGAGUUUGGUUAAAAUUGGGGCUUUUGAGAGUGUUUUCUGCACUCCAUCCCCAGCAGAUGUCCACAGCAGACCUCCUCAUUCUCUGGAAGUGAAGAAACCAGCAGAGUAACAGCCAACAUGGUCCCUAAUCUGACCGGAUAUUGGAAAAUGAUUUCCAAUGAUAACUUCGAGGAGUAUCUGAAAGCUCUGGAUGUAAACAUUGCCAUCAGGAAAAUUGCCACCUUGCUGAAGCCUGACAAGGACAUCGUUCACGAGGGCGACCACAUAAUCAUCAAGACUCUUAGUACCUUCAAAAACUACAACAUGGAUUUCUACGUCAGCCAAGAGUUUGAGGAGGAUCUGUCUGGAGUGGACGACAGGAAAUGCAUGACCACCAUCACCUGGGAGGGGGACAGGCUGGUGUGUGUGCAGAAGGGAGAGAUCGAAGGGAGAGGCUGGACCCACUGGGUGGAGGGAGAUGAGCUUCAUCUGGAGCUGAGAGCUGCAGGAGUUGUUUCCAAGCAGGUCUUCAAGAAGACUUAAAGCAGCUUUCAUUGAACAGUCUGGCGCCCUCACCAAAAACUGGCUCAGAGAGACACAUCAGGAACAACCCCUUCCUCUAACAUACAGUCCGACUUUCCUUUUAUCCCUCCGGCCUGUCCGUGUGUCCAUGUUACUGUAGUGAAUUCACCAAACACACGUUUCUGUUCCAUCAUGCUGUUGCCUUACUUUGCCAAAGGAAUUUCUUUGUCGCACAAAUGGGCAAGUUGACAUAUAACACCACAAAAUCCAGUACUGUGUAUUUGUUUCAAGGUGGGUGCUUUGAUUAGCAGGUUUAGAUGUGCUGGACGCAUGCAUAAGUGCCAUAGCUGUAGCUGAUCUGAUGGGUGAGCCAGCUGGGAAUGUUGUGGAUGCAGUGAAGAGAAAUGUAAUGACUUAGUUUUCUAAAUGAUUACAGCUGAAGGACGAUGGUAAGAGCAGAACUUGGCUGAGAUUCUUAGUCUCCAGAAUAAAAAUGUUGCAUGUAUCUGUCCCAGUUCCUUUAAGACUGUGGCUGUGAAAGUCGAAUCAAUCAAUAAAUAAAGCCGUUCUAAACCA
Messenger RNA from Oreochromis niloticus (Nile tilapia), 2295 nucleotides. It is a transcript of the gene rbp1.1, whose product is annotated as retinol binding protein 1, cellular, tandem duplicate 1. The record is from RefSeq and is a predicted model, not a curated record. Bases 1336 to 1740 code for a protein of 134 amino acids. Gene Ontology annotation, molecular function: lipid binding. Lineage: Eukaryota; Metazoa; Chordata; Actinopteri; Cichliformes; Cichlidae. The transcript has 4 exons.